ACAUUUCUCAAAUCAACCAUUACGACAUUCAAAAAAUUCUACUGCAACACCAUGCGGACCUCGUCGGGGAGCUCGCCGGCAGGGAGGUCGCGCCACCGGGAGCUCACGCCGCUAGGGGAGCUCGCCGGCUGGGAGGUCGCGCCGCCGGGAGCUCACGCCGCUAGGGGAGCUUGCCGGCAGGGAGGUCAUGCCGUCAAAAAAGCUCGUGCAGCCUCGUGCGCCGUCGCACCGAAUCUCCGGCGGCCACACUCACGCGCCACCACCCUGAAGCUUCGCCUCGGGCCACACCAUCGGCAGGGCAGCACACCGACGGUGGAGGUUUGGCUGAGCUGCGUAGGCCGUCUGCCAUUGAUGGAGAUGCAUGGGGAAUGGAUCACAGCAGCAAGGGAAAAAGGAGAAGGAAACAGUGGUGGGCUGUGGCCGGAUUUGAAAAGCCGCGCCUUGGCUCCAAUGAAGAAAAAAUUCGGGUCCGUGUCGCUCUAUCAUGUGGCUGCCGUCCAGCAACUAGCGUCCGAUAUUUUCUACCCAUCGAACGUAAGUACGGAAGCAUUACCGAAAGAAAAUCGACGCCAUCACCCCCACCAGCAGCGGCGAGCGGCGGAGCGGAGGAUUUGCACGGGGGCCUCAUGCUGACGGUCUGCGCAGCAGGGAGAGGAGGAUGGUGGUGGCGACCAUCAUGCGGAGGCAGCCGCGGGCCGCACGAGAACCAGGCUUGAGCGGGGGAGCGGAAUUCCCCAAGCCGAGCAGCAAGCGCGGGCAUCGGAGGAGAGGAGCCGGCGGCGGGACGUGCGGCUUCCUCCGCAGGAAGCGCGAUUUCCAACACCCAGUGCCCUUCUGCCGCUGAUAAAUCGAGGUACCCCACCCCCGCUCGUACCCUUGCGCUUCCUAUGUGAUCGAAGGUUAGAUCCCAUGUGCUCAUCACGAUCCCCGUGCUCUGUUGGAUGCCAUGAAUAAUGUUGUUGUAGCUACUGUUGGGCUUGGAAGGAAGAGAUUAGUAGGAAGUAAUUGGGAAAGGAAUACUUCUUUUGCAUGGCUAUGUAAAAUCUGUAACUGCAAAUGCAAAAAUCAUAUCAUAUCUUAUUGAUACUUCUAAAGCUGAAGUGAAUUAUUGCCAUCAAAAUGCCAGCCAGAAGCUUCUCUUAGAGAGAUACUAUUUUUGAGAGAACCCAAUGGCUGGCACCCAACCUGUAGGGACAAUUGAAUGACGAUAAACAACUCAACUAAUGAAUAUUCUAGGUCAACUUACUAUCUAAUAGCUGUGUUAAUUUCAGUAAUAUAUAAAGUGUAAGGUUAUGUGUUUUCCUGGUUUUUCUAUACAAUUUUCUCCUUGUUUGUUAUACUUUUUUUUCUAGCACAGCAAGGAAAUGGAAACUCGAAAAUGAUGAACCUGCUCUCUUUCUUUCUCUUAUCUAUGUGCUUUAUCUGUUUGAUCCUGACAUAACUUGCUAGAUUCAUUUGUUGCAUUCUGCAAUUUUGAUGCGGCUGGAAAAACAGAAGUAAAGUGCUAUGUAAUUUUGUUAUGAGCGUGGUGGGAUUGAGAAGAUUGUGGAGGAAGAAGUGACGGCGGCUGGCGCGCUACAGUACCCGUGUGCUACAGUAUCAUCAGGAUUUUUGGAAAAAAAAGGGCCUGCAAAACUAACUCACCAAGUCACCAUGAUCAACCUAGUUUAAAGACUAUCAAAAAGUACUCGUUGCAAGUUUUGAGUUUAUGGCAACUUAUUUUCUUUAUUAGUGGCAACUUAUUAUCUUUGUAGUAGCAACCUAUAUAAAAAUGAAUGUGGCAACUAAUGGUAUUAUUCUUUUUAACCUGUACAUUGUAAAAGGUGUAAAAAAACAUGGUAAAAGGUUCAGCAAACAAACUCAACAAGAUCAAUAGAAGUCUUGAAGAUGAUUAGAAAGAUCUCAUUAAAGUUGGUUUUGGCAACGAAUUGGAAAUCAAAUGCAACUAUAUACCAGAGAAGUUGUCUUACUAGCUCAUCAACAUGCUUUUGACACAAAACAGAUCUGAAUUGGUGGUUACAUUCAAAAAGAGCGGUUUCACUACUCCAUUACUUCAUUCCAUGUUAUAUUUUAUUUCUUUUUCACCAAUGUAUUAUUUUCAAUUCACAAAUUAAUUUUCAGCAUGGUAGUGAACUACAAUCGCGAACUUGAUGACUCAGCUCCCUCUCCAAGACUCCAAGGAGACGAACUAGAUCUUAUUUUAGUGUUUCAAAGGCUGCAGAGUGAGCUCAUGUAGCCUAGAAGUUAUAAAUAAAAAUUCAUGGAGAACACAAGAGUAUAACAAGAAUGAAAUUAUAAUAGAUAGACAAUGCUACUGUAGAUAAGUUGCCAACAGUCAGUUUUAUAAAAUGGCACAUGAUCUUUAUGUAACUUGAUCUUAUAUAUAUUGUAAAAUGUAAAUUCAAUACAAAUUACUUUGCAGUUUAUACAUAAGUAGCUACUCAGAUCCCUAUAUAAUUUGGUAUAUUAUAACAACAUUUAGGUUGCUCAACAAUCUAUAUAAAUUGUUACAAUGGAAAGCAUAAGUUGUUGUGUCAACUUAUGUUAUACUCAUUUGAAGUGAAUAUGUCUAUUUCUUAUUGUUAACAUCAGUGGUGACGGACUGAGGAGAGAGCAUAAGGUGGUACAAGAGAUACGUUAUCACACUGUAUAACUUAAGUUGCUACCUGUCUAUGUGUAAAUUUGUAUUAGGCCACAAGGCGUUAUACAUUUGUAUAUAAGUUGCCAUUUUAUAUUCAACAUAAGUAGAUAGUUAUAUAAAACGGUUUCAAAACAUAUCAAAUAUGGGUCUUAUAUUGUAGAUCUUGUCGUCAGGUACACAAUGGUGCAAACGAAUUUGAAAACGGAUGCUUGAUGAGAGAACCAUAGUAGUUCAAAGAAAAUACAUCUAACUUUUUGUGCCUGCAUCAGCGACGAUGUCAGUCGAAAGCCUAGUUUCCCAGAGUGCAUGGCGUUGGGGACCAAUCAGCCAAUCAGGACCAACCAUACCCGGGGAACAAGCUAGCAGGGAGGAGGAGGUGCGCUCCUGCGGUCCUGCCUGCCUGCUCAGGUUAGACGCGGUAGUACCGGAUAGGGUGUCGCGCGUUAUCCAGGUCCUUUUUUUCACCAUCUCACGAGCUCUGGCGCUUUGCUGUUGUGCUAGUACCUAAUACCGUAAUCAAGAAAACAAUGGUAGCAUUUUGCAGAUAUCUUUGGUUCAGGGUUACACAGACAUGAACCCGCGAGAUCUGCACAUGAAUGUGUAUGAAAACUGAGGACAUCCAGCAGCUCAAAAGUUCAGUAAGAACGUGCCUAUGUUCAUCAGUUUUUAUGAGUGGUUCUACUAGUGCAAGGAGCGGUUUACAACACGGGUGUCUAGGCAGUCCUGCUUUUUCUCAAAAGAAUAAAGAAAGGAAUAAUCUUCUGAAAAUGUUGCCUGCAUGACCUCAUAAUGUUGCAUUCAGUCCAUGAGACACAAAACGAGAUGUCUUUUUUAAAAGAAACACAAAACGAUAUGGUUACUGGAAAAGUUCAGUGCAGACCCUUCAUCAAUAAAUAAAUGAUAUAGACAUAUGAGUUCACGACUCAAAGCUAUAAUUCAGAAAACAUUGGUUGAAAUAUCAGGUAUGUCAGGAUUCAGGAGUAAGUACAGGCUACAGACUAAACCAGCAACAUCUAUUAUUUUUAUCACUCAAUAGAGAUGAAAAUGGUAGCUGCAACCAAUGUCACUGCAAAAACCAUUAUCCCAUCCAGACGACAACAGAGAUGAAGAUGAUAACUGUAACUGAAACCAAAAUGCUAAAACAAAUUGCUUCCCGUCAGGAUAAUGCCUCCAACCGUAAUAGAAGAAAACACUAGAGUUCCAAGUCUUCUGAAACUAUCCCAAUGAAGAAACAGCAGCCAACUCUCAUGUCAUUGCAUCCGGAGAGAUGAAUCACCAAGUUGUUGUCUGUAGUCCUGCUGUCAUAUGCUUCUACGGUACAGGUACGACUGCAUUCACCUUUGGGUGUCGCGUGUCUGCAACAACUGGAUUAUCAAAGUUAACAAUAUGAGUUUGGCAGAAUGUCAUGGAUGAUGUUACCGUUCAGCAGUUCCAUAAUCUAACAUACAUAUUUUAAUUGUAGAAAAAGAAAGUUUGCAUUAAGUAGGAAAAGAGAGAGAAACAAUCAGUAGAAAGAUCACCACAGUUGGCUUACUAGUGAAACAAUUGAAAUUUCUGAAUACUGUUUCAGAUUACUCCUAAGCAAAGUUACCAUUUCCUGAAGAACAAAUUGGUAUAUAGUUAACUAAAAAUAAGUACCCAAGAAUUUGAUUGUAUGAUUAGAUGUGUUACAAAUAAUGCAAAAUUCACUAUAUGUAAUUCUGUCGUCAUCAGUAUGAUAUUAUGAUCUACUGAACAUACCAUACAACAACUAUUUAACUUAUUUCUCGCCGGACAUUAAAAACAAACAUUCAAAACUACAAAAGUGUUAGAAACAAUGAGUUUUCAUUCAUAAUCGGAAGAGGAGAAGAUCAGAUAAACAAGUCCUUGAGAGACCACUAAGAAAACUGCAAAGUUCUCACGCGGUGGGGAGAACAACGUUGCCCAAGGGGUGUUGACCGCGAGGAAGGCGAUGACUAGAGGGGUCAUCCGUGCACUGGGGCCGGCGCGCAUGUACUGUGUGAUGUUGAGUUCGUUGACACAUAAUGCCAAUGGGACAUCCACUGCCUGUCUGCCGGCGAGGUGCGGCGGCGCGGAUCGACGAGGUGGCAGAUCUUAUCGCAAUAGAGGUCGAUAGCGAGGGCAACAUGGUGUGUCUCAGCCAUGAGCUUCUUGCAGAGGUGGGAGCCGAUGAAGCCGCCAGCGCCAAUCAUGCAAAUGGUGAGGGGCGCGGCGGGGUUGCUGCCAAGAUCCAGGCAGAUGGCCGCCGGUGAGGACGAGGGUGAUGGGGAGGUGCGAAUCGCCAGGCCGGCGAACCUAACAAUAUGAAUAUGAUGAUCUUUUUCUUUGAGUCAAAUAUUCAUCUCACUAUCUACUACACUAUUUAAAAAGAACGAAGUCUGUUGACCCUCCCAUGAGUCUGCCUCCUUUGCGUCUACCAACUCCAUACCUCAUCCGUUCGAUCAUAGAUCUGCGCCUCUCUGCCCCGUUCCUUCCCAAUCUGCCUCACCCUCCACGCCUCCCACCCCUGCCCAACGGCGGUUCCAUCUUCCCCCCUCGCGCCGCCCUCUCUCUCUCCACCGCCUCUCCUCCCUCCAUCCCAGACUUGCUUUGACCUGCGGCUACUCCACUCAGCUUCAAUUUCUUCGGCGACUCGUGACGCGCACGUGCAUGGGGGGCUACGUGCCCGCGGCGGAGGGCGGCGGCCGGGGACGAGGCGCUUGUCGUCUCCGCCAUCGCCGCCUUCUCCGCGGUCAUCACCGUCGCCACCUUCUCCGCGGUCAUCGCCCUUGCCGUCAUCCAUUCGGCAAUUAAUACAUGUACUGUUUAAAAAGAACGAAGUCUGAUGACCCUGCCAUGAGUUUGCCUCCUGUGCGUCUGCCAACUCCAUACCUCAUCCAUCCGAUCAUACAUCUGCGCCUCUCAGCCCCAUUCCUUCCCAAUUUGCCUCACCCUCUGCGCCUCCUACCCCUGCCCAAUGGCGGUUCCAUCUUUCCCCCCUCGCGCCGCCCUCUCUCUCUCCACUGCAUCUCCUCCCUCCAUCCCAGACUUGCUUUGACCUGCGGCUACUCCACUCGGCUUCAGUUUCUCCGACGACUCGCGACGCGCACGUGCAUGGGGGGCUACGUGCCGGCGGUGGAGGGCGGCGGCCGGGGACGAAGCGCUUGUCGUCUCCACCAUCGCCGCCUUCUCCGCGGUCAUCGCCCUCGCUGUCAUCCAUUCGGCAAUUAAUACAGGUGGAUUGAUCGAUCGAUAUCGUCGUUGAAUGCGAGCAAUGUGGAUCUUGCGUGGGUGUUCGUCGUGGUUGCUGACGGCGGUGGGUGGUGUUUCUUGCCAGGCGUACGACGACGCGCUGCUGGGGCACCAUCUGGAGCCGACGCCGUGCCGCCGUGGCACCCGUUCCCGCACGACAAGGGCCGGCCGUCGGGGCAAGGCCCUGUGGUGCGCGCCCUCCGUCGCCUGCCUGCCGCCGCUGUCGCUGCCUCGGAUGCCGCCGGACGCGGGAAACAAUGCCUCUCCGUCGUCGUCGGGGCCGCCAGGCGGCAAGCCGCCGCCACAUAAGUGCCCGACCUACUUCACGGCCAUCCUCUGCGACCGUACGCCGUGGCGCCGCACGGCCACCGGCAAGUUCGUGACCCGCGUGCUCCUCCUUCGCCCUCGCUCCGUGCCCCUGCUUCCUCACCCCAGCGCACAUGCUCUCGAGGGCCACGUCCGAAACCGUUGGCGAGGGCCGGCGGAUCCAGCUGCUGCGAAGGAAGGCGCGGUACCGCCGCCGCCGUUGGAGGUCGGGGCGGCCUAUGCCGCCCGCUCUCCGGCCCUGCCGCCGCACCGGGGAUGCUCAAGGUCGGGACACCUCGGUCGCGCCGUCCCCGACCGCCCGACGGUUCCCCGGCGGCGCGGUCGUGCCAUCCCUGAUGCUCCAGCCAUUCCACCGUGCAGUUGGCUGAUCUGCGGUUCAAGGUAUACUACUUCAAUCCUACUGUAUCGAGUGCGGUUCAAGGAUGUGCGAUGGACCGCCAUGCCGUCCAUGGGAGCAAUUGGUACGAGCAGAUGCGGACCAGCUAAGAGGAUGGAGGUCAAACGGUUUCAACAACGGUUUCAGCUAAAAACCCCAAUUGUGUUCUGGCUAGCUAGGUUGUUUGUUCAUUUGAGUUUCUUGGAGUGUUCAAAAUACAGCUGUGCAGUUCAUGGAGAUGGAGAUACUGAGUGUUCAUUUUUUACAAAUCGCCACUGUCCAGAAUAGAGAGGAGACGGCGACAGCACGCACGUGGCAGCAUGAGCGAUGGUUGACACUUUGUCAACCGUUCCCUCCGCAUUUUGCUCCCCCGUCCCCUCCGCCCCACCAUGCCCACUCGCAGCGGUGCUCCUCGCUGCUCACUUCCCCUCCUCGCCACGCUUUGCCCUCACCCUCCGCGCCAGCAUUCACCGAGGGCAUCAAGCAGCCGCUAUCGGGCCCAGAUGCGUCGCUGCUCAAGAUUGACGAGCAACAUGGUGGACCCGGCAAGCGGCAACCAGGACAGGUGCACUGUCCGCCAAUGCUCGAGAUACUGCCGUCGCGCAAGAGAUGCCGAAGUACUAUGUUGUACAGCUUGGCACUGCCGUCCCUCCUCGCCGAAGGCAGCAGCAAGCAGCGUGCAGGGUGUGGUCAUGCCCAUGAGGGCAGUGGCGCAAGGAGCAGGCAUCCCGUCCUCUCUUCCUCCACUCGGAGCAAAUAUCUAGAGGGUGCAUUCAGCGAGAAGCUCUGUUAAUGGCGAAUUGAAGUGCAAAUUGAUAGCUCCAAUCUUGAGGUCCUCAAAAAAGAAGAUUUGAAUAUUAUUAUGUGCUGUUUAAGUGUUGAAACGGCAUUCUAUAAAGGCUAUUGCAAUGGAAUGUUAAUUUGGAUCUACUCGUCGCUUUUUCCAAGUUGUAUUGGUUCCCAUAUGAACGUUAGUAGGGGAUUUUUAAGGAAGAACAUGUUUGAUGGCCAUAUUCUGCCUGGGCUUUGCUUAUUAAUGCCAGGCAUGGAGCUCCUUUGGCUUGUCCUACAAAGGUUGCAGAUUCGAAAGUGGACCCGGACAGUGGAAACGAAGUGGUGCUGUUCAUCAACAGCAUGCAAUUGAUAAAACUCCUUUAUUUGGCAAACGACACCAAAUCUGGAGAAGUCAUAUCUGUGUUGUGUUCCUCUUCAUCAGCUUUAAGAGUUCUUUGUGAAAGACUACUGAACAUAGGCAACAAC
Messenger RNA from Panicum virgatum (switchgrass), 7835 nucleotides. RefSeq lists its product as uncharacterized. The record is from RefSeq and is a predicted model, not a curated record. NCBI's taxonomy places the organism in Eukaryota, Viridiplantae, Streptophyta, Magnoliopsida, Poales, Poaceae. The transcript is spliced from 11 exons. The coding region runs from base 5886 to 6863 and encodes 325 amino acids.